Lynx canadensis (Canada lynx) is the source of this 702-nucleotide messenger RNA. Its product is annotated as probable inactive serine protease 58. Gene Ontology annotation, biological process: proteolysis. NCBI's taxonomy places the organism in Eukaryota, Metazoa, Chordata, Mammalia, Carnivora, Felidae. The transcript has 5 exons. The coding region runs from base 1 to 702 and encodes 233 amino acids. Gene Ontology annotation, molecular function: serine-type endopeptidase activity. The record is from RefSeq and is a predicted model, not a curated record.
AUGACUGUAUUUGGAGUUGCCCUGGCUUUUGAUCCAGAUUACCUAACUGACAUCACUCCUCCAUACCUGGUCUACUUGAAAUCUGAUUACUUGCCCUGUGCUGGAGUUCUGGUUCACCCCUUAUGGGUGAUCACAGCUGCACACUGCAACUUACCAAAGCUUCAGGUUAUACUGGGGAUUACAAAUCCAUCAAACUAUGAUGAGAAAGAUAUACAAGUAGUUGGCUAUGAGAAGAUGAUUCAUCAUCCACACUUCUCAGUCACUUCUAUUGAAUACGACCUGAUGUUAAUCAAGCUGAGAGAAUACAUUGAACUCAAUGACUAUGUGAAACUGGUCAGCCUGCCUGAGGAACCUGCCCCUGAAGAAGCCAUGUGCAUGGUCUCCACGUGGGCCUACAACCUAUGUGAUGCCUCCAAGGAUCCUGACUCACUGCAGAAUGUGAACAUCUCCAUAAUCUCCAGGCAUGAGUGCCACAAUGCCUAUAAAACCUACAAGAUCCAGGAAGGUAUGCUGUGCUUAGGCAUUGUGCCAGGAAGGAGGCUGUCCUGCAAGGAAGUCACAGCUGCCCCAGCAGUCUGCAAUGGGAUCCUUCAAGGAAUAUUGGCUUUUGCAGAUGGAUGUGUUUUGAGAGCUGACGUUGGCAUCUAUACCAAAAUCUUUAACUACAUGUCCUGGAUUAGAAACACAAUCAAAAACAACUGA